AGAAGCCGGUUGUUCAAAGCACUGAUCACGCGAUCACGCUCCAAUUAUGCAAUCAGUCUUGCACGUGAUGAAUGAACUUUCUCCUCACUUGCGACGCAAGCAUAAGUGUAAACAUUGAAACUUACGCGCUUAAGUGGGGACGGCAGUGACGUACUAAGCUUAAGGUAGCAUAAGCCUUCAAGAUUUUGAUAUUCUCAUGCCGUCCCAGUAGGGUCCACCAGCGCAUAAGCAAGUGAGGACCGCGCUUUGAGACAAAAAAAGGAGAAACAUUAACAAAUCUCCCUAAGAUGACCUAAGAAAAACUCAAGUACGUUAGCUUCUAGAAACAUGCAAUGUACCAAUGGCCUGUUUUUACUUUCCUGUUUCGUUGUAAACAGCUCCCUGGCCACUUUAACGAUACCGUAAAAAUGACAGUAAAAAGUACAAGCUGCCUCCACCUAAAGAAGGCUGAAGACAUAACAGAGACAGGACAACCAAGUCAGAGAAAACUGCGACAGCCAGACACUUGGUGGUCUUGGGUCGUGUGUGCGGCUGGAGUCACUUGUAACAUCAUCGUAAUUGGAUGCACGUAUUGCUUUGGUAUUAUUUUUCCUUCUCUUCUUGACGAGUUUAAGGCAGGAAAAUCCAAAACAGCGUGGGUUGGAUCUCUGGCAGUGGCAUCCGCUGGUCUUUUUGGUCCCGUAGCUGGACGACUCACCGACCGAUUUGGCGCACGCGCAGUGGUUAUUAGUGGAGCGGUGUUGAGCACCAUCGGUCUCCUAUUGACUUCUUUAGUUCCCAGUCUUUAUCUUAUGCUUUUGACUUACGGAGGAAUCUUUGGGUGUGGCUCAAGCCUCGUUUUCAUUGCCGUUUUCCAGAUCGUGCCUCGGUAUUUUGUGAAGCGACGUUCGUUAGCCACAGGGUUAGUAACUAUGAGUACGGGAGCUGGAUUACUUGUAAUGAGCCCAGUGUGCCAGGUUUUCAUUGAUGCAUUUGGCUGGAGAGGAGCCUUUAGAGGCAUGACUUGUAUCGUUUUCAUCAUUCCCUUCAUCGGCUGGGUAUUGGAUCCUAAUGUGGCAAGCGACCAAGCCGAAAGAAGUGUUCAAGAAAGUGAAGAGUCUAAAGCAGGGCAGAGAAGUCGAAUUCUGGAUUUGACAAUGUGGAAAAAUAUUACCUUUGUCGUCCUGAAUAUAACAUACGUUUUUGUAUACAUUAGUCACUCCAUACCUCCUGUCCUUCUCGCCCGGUACUGUGAGGAUCGUGGUAUCGCCGCUGACUUGGUAACCUGGCUUUAUUCGUCCAUUGGACUGGCAAGUCUCGUGGCCAGGAUAUUGGGUUCCAAGCUUUGUGACGUCAUGAGUCCUCCAAGAGUGUUCCUCAUAUUUGCGACAGUCGAUACAGUGGCGACCAUAAUGUUGCCCUUAGCAACCAACUGGAUGUGGCUUCUUUGUUAUUGCAUAGUUUAUGGCCUUACAGAUGGCGUGAUAGCGAUUGCAAAUAUUCUUUCAAUCUUGCAAACCCUGACACAGAAACAAAAAGCCCAGGGAUUUGGCUUUCAACAGUUUUGUAUUAGUACAGCUUUCUUGUGUGGCCCACCAAUUGGAGGUUUGGUUGCCGACAAGACCAAGUCGUAUCUUGCAACUUUCUUUUCUGCGGGUGGCAUUGAGACUAUUGGACUGUUGAUUUUACUCAUGUUUAUUUGUCUUAAGAGAGGCGAUUUAACAGAGAGAAAAUUCCAAAACGAGUCAGAAAAAUCUUCUUUUACUGAACUGCUCGUCAUAGACAGGGAAACUGUUUUGUAAAUAUGUAUCAAAAAUUAACUGUAAUUACAUUGCGGCGCCUUUACUUCAUGGCAAGGCCCUGCAAUUGUAUCUCCAAAAUAUUAGUGCGAUAAAAUACUAGCAUAGUUUGAUAAAUUCUUCCUAGGAAAAUGAAAUUAUGACUUGUGCAUUAAAUAAUUUGAAAUGUACAGUAAAUAGUUUUUACCAGGAUCCAUAAUCGAUCGAUUAUGGCGCCUGUUUUUACCAGAAACUUUUAUCGACUGCACUUUACCUCAUUUUAGUUAGUCUCAAGGAGACGUGUAGCCAGGUUUAUAAGACGCGCGGAACAUGUUGAAGGGACAUGAAGCGGGGCCAUGUAGCAGUGACAAUUCUCUCAGCGUGAAAUGCGAACUUCUGGUGCAGUGACAAAAUUUGGUCCCCUUAACUUGUUGCGUGAAAUUCAGUCGGUUUGAAUUCGUGGGUAAUGAAGUGGGGGGAAAACGACCUUAACUUCUAUGUCGCAUCGAUUGCACUACUUUUGCAAAAUGUCUUUGCUAUACAACACAAUCUUAUGCCUCAAUUCCCUUUGUGUGCAGAAGCUUGCGUACUGUCCCUGCAACAUGCAUCCUACAGGUACACUGAAAAGGGCAUGUCCCUGCUUCACCUCCCAGAAACAUGACUCCCGUUGUGUGCCGACCUUUUCCAAACUCCCAAAAUUGUCAGCCCUGGAGUCCAGCUCAGUGCAGCUUGUAAUUGAUACGAACAAAUAAGUUAUGUUACUCGGCGUGUAAUCUAAAUUUGUAAAGCAUUUAUAUCAAGAAAAAGUCAGAUCAAAAUUCGUUGCCAUGUCAACUUUUAAAGAGAUCAAAGCUACCCUAUGAAACUGUUUGAAGGUUUUUCCUGUUUAGACAUUUUUCUAAUCAUUACGACACAAGAGAAUUAUAUUGUUGUUUCAUCCUUUCUGCGAAAGAAUUCUACUUAUUUGAAAAAAUUAUGCACUAAGUGACGUAGACAUCAGCUGGCAAAUGUUAACUUAUUUUAACAAUUUUUUCACCCGUUUUCUUAUGUUACGUUUGCAUAGUUUUUAUCUGUGCAAUGUAUAUGCAUUUUUAUACUCUUACACAUUCUUAGAUAUUUUAUAGUAGUUAUAUAUUCUCAACCAAUUGCACAUACAUGCUUACUUCGAUAUUUUGUUUCCUUGGCGCAGCUGUAAACUAGCUGGUGCAUCCUGUAGAUUCUACUUAUCAAGUCUAUGGGACGCACCGUUACCAUAGCUACGUAAAUAUUAGCAUUACCUGGUAAAUAUUAGCAAUAGAUCAUUUACUGGCUGGGAUUUCCGUUCAGCGUCUAGCUUGCUAAAAACUGAUUUAAAACACUAUCCCUAGCUGGAAAAAAACGUGA
This is a messenger RNA of Orbicella faveolata, 3140 nucleotides long. RefSeq names its product monocarboxylate transporter 13-like. Gene Ontology annotation, biological process: transmembrane transport. The record is from RefSeq and is a predicted model, not a curated record. NCBI's taxonomy places the organism in Eukaryota, Metazoa, Cnidaria, Anthozoa, Scleractinia, Merulinidae. Gene Ontology annotation, molecular function: transmembrane transporter activity.